Dama dama (fallow deer) is the source of this 1301-nucleotide messenger RNA. It is a transcript of the gene TRAPPC3, whose product is annotated as trafficking protein particle complex subunit 3. The transcript is spliced from 5 exons. The coding region runs from base 117 to 659 and encodes 180 amino acids. NCBI's taxonomy places the organism in Eukaryota, Metazoa, Chordata, Mammalia, Artiodactyla, Cervidae. The record is from RefSeq and is a predicted model, not a curated record. Gene Ontology annotation, cellular component: cis-Golgi network membrane; TRAPP complex; cytosol. Gene Ontology annotation, biological process: intra-Golgi vesicle-mediated transport; endoplasmic reticulum to Golgi vesicle-mediated transport.
GCGGUGAGUCGUGCCGGUCAAUCCUUAACGCAGAGAGGGCAGCUAGCUGGGUCGAACAGUGUCGGGAGGGGUUGCCGAGUGGGUCUGUGGCGAGGCAGGAUAAGGCGGCCGGCACCAUGUCGAGGCAGGCGAACCGUGGCACUGAGAGCAAAAAAAUGAGCUCUGAGCUCUUCACCCUGACCUAUGGGGCUCUAGUUACCCAGCUCUGCAAGGACUAUGAAAAUGAUGAAGAUGUGAAUAAACAGCUGGACAAAAUGGGCUAUAACAUUGGAGUCCGACUGAUUGAAGAUUUCUUGGCACGGUCAAACGUCGGGAGGUGCCAUGACUUUCGGGAAACUGCAGAUGUCAUCGCCAAGGUGGCAUUCAAGAUGUACUUGGGCAUCACUCCAAGCAUCACCAAUUGGAGCCCAGCUGGUGACGAAUUCUCCCUCAUUUUGGAAAAUAAUCCCUUGGUGGACUUCGUGGAACUUCCUGAUAACCACUCAUCCCUUAUUUAUUCCAAUCUCUUGUGCGGGGUGUUGCGAGGAGCCUUGGAGAUGGUCCAGAUGGCUGUGGAAGCCAAAUUUGUCCAGGACACUCUGAAAGGAGAUGGUGUGACAGAAAUCCGGAUGAGGUUCAUCAGGCGGAUUGAGGACAACCUCCCAGCUGGAGAGGAAUGACCACCCCCAGGACUUCAGGGUAGCCAGCAGGAGCACUUGCUGGAAUCAGAAAGCCUCAGUGCUCCUUCUGCCUUCGAGAAUUCAGUGACUCUUUGACGGGUGUUAUAUAUUCUUCUAACCUUGUUUCCAUUCUCUCCGUGUUAAUAAAGAGCAGACUGUGAUAUAGUCCGUUUACCUACAAGUGUGCGCAUUCAGGAGGGAAGUUCUCUGCUCCCUUUCCCUUCAAAGGGGCUGGAUGUAGUCAUCCUUGGUUGGACUAGAAGGAGCUCAAACCAUUUUACAUUCCUGUUUGAAUUUUCCAAAGCAGAACCCACUCUGACCCCAUUAAGAGGCAAACCUCAUACACCUAUACCUGGGUCUUCAGAAAGUCAUUGGUGAAUGACUGUAGGGAGUCCAGGACUCACUGGACAGGGAGGAGAAGAUGGGAGGGGCGGGUCGGAUUUGCUGGCUGGAGUGUGAUACACUCUAGUGCUUGCCAGGAAAGGGGAGCCAGUCAUGCCAGAAACAUUGACUUCUGGGAAACCACCCAGGUCUCUCAUUCCUCCCUGCUGUUUGGAGGCAACAUCUCCUCUUUUUACAGAGGGUCCAUCUUUUUUUCUUACGAAUUCUUCAAUAAAGACACAUUCUUGAGUGAAAUCCCAA